AUGGAGGACGUGGACAAGUUAUCUGCAGAGGACCGAGCGUUUGUUAUACCAGACGUAUUGAUUGCACUGAAACGUUCAGUGGAAGAAGAUAGCACUGGAUCAUGUCGGUCGGAAGUGGCAAAUUCGUUGAGUAUUUUAGUUGGAUGGUGGGCUAGCGAAAGUGAAGAGCAGUUCGAGCACCUAAAAUUGUAUCGUGACUAUAAAGCAGCGGUCGAGUCGUAUGUAAAUAGACUUUCAAGAUCAAAGGAGCAACAAGAGCUCCAAAGAUACUCUAAGCCCCGCGAUUUAUAA
Phytophthora nicotianae INRA-310 is the source of this 291-nucleotide messenger RNA. RefSeq lists its product as hypothetical. Lineage: Eukaryota; Oomycota; Peronosporomycetes; Peronosporales; Peronosporaceae. The record is from RefSeq and is a predicted model, not a curated record. The transcript has 2 exons. Bases 1 to 291 code for a protein of 96 amino acids.